Messenger RNA from Pyrus x bretschneideri (Chinese white pear), 1325 nucleotides. Its product is annotated as probable LRR receptor-like serine/threonine-protein kinase At1g56140. The record is from RefSeq and is a predicted model, not a curated record. Gene Ontology annotation, biological process: protein phosphorylation. The transcript is spliced from 4 exons. Bases 209 to 862 code for a protein of 217 amino acids. Gene Ontology annotation, molecular function: protein kinase activity; ATP binding. Lineage: Eukaryota; Viridiplantae; Streptophyta; Magnoliopsida; Rosales; Rosaceae.
CCGUUUAUAAGGUGAAAUUCGUAUUACAUCAAUAUCAUGUACUUGAAGUAAUGACAAGAGAAAGGAGAGAGAGAGCAAGAGAAGAAAAUAGCUUUUGUUUUCUUUCCUUUCACCUCACGAAAUUGUCUUUCUGUGUACAUUGUAGGGUACACUUUCUGAUGGUAGAGUAGUGGCUGUGAAGCAACUUUCAGUAUCAUCUCACCAAGGGAUGAGGCAAUUUGUAUCUGAAAUUGCUACCAUAUCUGCUGUGCAACAUCGGAAUUUAGUGAAAUUGUAUGGAUGCUGCAUUGAAGGCAGCCACCACAUUUUGGUUUAUGAGUAUCUUGAAAACAAGAGCCUUGAUCAGGCACUUUUUGGAACAAGUAACUUGCACCUUGACUGGCCUACUCGAUUCAAUAUAUUGUUAGGAACAGCAAGAGGACUUGCUUACCUUCAUGAGGAGUCAAAGCCAAGGGUUGUACAUCGAGAUGUCAAAGCUAGUAAUAUUUUGCUCGAUGCAGAACUCUCCCCAAAAAUAUCAGAUUUUGGAUUGGCAAAGCUUUAUGAUGACAAGAAAACCCACAUUAGCACCCGGGUUGCAGGGACAAUAGGCUAUUUGGCACCAGAGUAUGCAUUGUUUGGCCAUUUGACAGAGAAGGCCGAUGUGUUUGGUUUUGGAGUCGUUGUUUUGGAGAUCCUCAACGGAAGACCAAACUCUUACAAUAACUUGGAUCCAGAAAAGAUUUAUCUUCUUGAAUGGGUAUGGACUUUACAUGAAAACGACCAAACUCUCGGGCUGGUGGAUCCCAGAUUGACAGAGUUUGACAAAACUGAAGCGACUAGACUGAUAAGAGCAGCUCUCCUGUGCAGGCAUCACCGAUGACGAGGCCAUCUAUGUCACGCGUGGUGGCAAUGCUCUCUGGAGAUAUUGACAUAGGCACUGUCAUGUCAAAGCCGAGCUAUUUGACAGAUUAUGAUUUUAAAGAUGUAACGACAUCGUUAACAAGUAGAUUUUUGGGGGAGGAUGAUACCCCAUCAACUUCAUCCAAAGGUAGUAAUGUUCGCCUCAACUAUCAAUCGGGAGGCAACAAUGCAAGUGGUGCUUCUGUAAACGUCACUUAAUCAUUGCUAGUUGACAUUAAAGGAGAAGGAAGGUGAGAAAUAUUGAGAACUGAUUUUCACACGCUCUUUUUACCCCUUCGUAGAUGCCUAUAAACAAAAUCCACGAGUUGGCUCUAGAUGAGUUAAUGCCAAUUGUUGAUUCAUUAGUGUCACCAUAUUGUGACUCUUUGGUAAGGUUUUUGCAUAAGCAACCUCUUUUACAUGAAUGAUUAUUAAUUGUUCGU